ACUAACAUCAGCCAGUUUCUAACAAACACUUGCAAAUAAACAUGCUUAGAGGACUGCACAGAUUUGAUCAAGCUGUGCAGACUUAUAAUAAGAUAUUUUCCUCUGUUUUAUUCAUCUGUAUCUCUUUCUGGAAAUUCCAUAUAGCUACGUUGGCACUGAUUUUUGUCUGAGGAGACCAUCCCAAAAUGACCAAAACCGUCAAUUCUGAUACUGCAGAUUUUCCUGAGUUUGCCUGUCUCUGUGAACUUUGUGACUGUGGUCGUCAUAAGCAUCACAAGGGCUGUAAGAAGCGGAAUGCAUCUAUCCAACAGUGUCCCAUUAAUAAGGAAUGCCUUUUAACACAUUACAAGUCAACCUUCAUCAACCCACAAAAUGUCCACCCUCGUAGCAGCAAGAGACCACUACGCACACCUCCACAUCCCAGGCACCCACCUAUGAAGUUUGAAACCACCCAGCGCCGAGAAUUCAUCCCAAGGGAACCACAAGAGAGAACAAAACCGUUUAUAAGGAAAGAGUAUUACGAGCCAUCCAAGGAACCAUUUGAAAGUGAGACAGCCUAUAACAUACACUUCCCAGCUAAACAACCUAUAGAGACCAUUGCUGUGCGUCCAGUCACCAGUCUCAAACCUAGUCAUCUAAAAUUUAAUGACAGCACCAGUAACAAAGAGUUCUUCAAAAACUGGAAACCAGACCCACUGAUAAGAUAUGGAGAGGCAGCACAGGUCAUGGCAGGUGCACUGUUGUUUCCUGAUCAGCCCAGUGAGAUGAAGACAACAAAUCAGGUGGAAUUUGUUGAAAAGCUUGCAGCAAAACCAGAGCUCAUAAAAAAUGUCCAGUGCCAUCUGACAAUUGAAGGUGAUCAUGAAAUGAUGACAACUCACCAGACUAUGUUUCAACCCUUACCUCUGGGAAAACCAGCACUGCGCAGAAUUCAGCCAGUAGACAGAGGACCUGUGAUGAAACGAGCUCACAUGGAGACUAUCACAAAGUACCAGAGUGACUUUCCAGGAUACAGAUCAUUACCUGAGAGGAACCAUCUAGUUCCACCACCUAUGGACAACCUAGGAGUUAACCACAGCCUGAAUGCAGAUUUCUCUACAGUACAGAGGGAAACAUUUAAAGGCUGGGAUGCAGCUAAGCACAGACGUCCAGAUCCUAUCACACUCAAGGAAGAGUUAUCUGAGAUGGAGAAAAACAGAGAAGGAAAGUUUGACGGAGACACUGUAACCAAGAUUUCAUAUCCACCAUUGCAAUUAAGCAGACUUCAGCUGGAUCCUAUAAAAAGAUCAUCUGCUGUGCUGAAACCCCACAGUGGGAAAUUUGAAGAUUCUACAGCCAAUAAAUUCUUUUUCAAAGACUGGGGAGCUCAGCCAAGAGUUCGCCAUGGGGAUCCCAGUGAUGGUGUUUAUGUCCGCCCUCUGGGCAGAUUUGAAAGCAUAACCACAACUCGGAGCACAUUUGUUCCAAAGAAAGCUGAAAUGGUGCAAAAUUGUAAGCCACCGCAUAAGCCUGUAGAAGCAGAAGGAGAACAUGAAUUCAUCACGGUCCAGCAGGAAUCAUACAGGCCUAUCGCUUUUCCAGUAUGUCGCCUGCAGACUUACCUUCAGCAGCAAGCUUUAAAAAAAAAUGUAGAAGACGACCUAAACCUUGCUGCAGCAUGAGAGUUGGCCAUCAGAUUAUACAAUUCAGAGAACUACUUCAGACUCUAAGACAAAAGAGUAAACCAAACUAUGCAGUGUAACCAUUACUUAAGUUGCAUGGCUUAUCAAUCCUCUCCUUAGAUUCUUCAAGCAUGUUUUACUAAAUCAUAGCAUAAAUAUGGGAAAAAAAUUAGAUUUUUAUUGAUAAAAAUAAAACCUAACCAUUGGUAUAUCAA
This is a messenger RNA of Protopterus annectens (West African lungfish), 1876 nucleotides long. RefSeq names its product stabilizer of axonemal microtubules 1-like. Gene Ontology annotation, cellular component: cytoskeleton. Gene Ontology annotation, biological process: microtubule anchoring. The transcript has 10 exons. Gene Ontology annotation, molecular function: microtubule binding. Bases 186 to 1661 code for a protein of 491 amino acids. Lineage: Eukaryota; Metazoa; Chordata; Ceratodontiformes; Protopteridae. The record is from RefSeq and is a predicted model, not a curated record.